AAAUUCUGUGAAAUAUAUUUCUCUUUCUCUGUGAAUAUCCUCUUUUGAAAUUUGGAAAUGGUAGCGAUUUAUUGAAUUCAUAAAAUGGAUUUUUCGGAGUUAAUCAAAUCCAAAUUCGAAGGAUAUGGAGAGGAAGGGCCUAUAAGAUGUAUAUUUUUUUGUGAAUUUCAUGAUACUGCAGGUCCAAUCAUUUCUUGUGCAGAACCAGAUAACUAUAUAUCGAAGGAAUUAUUCGACAGUAUAAGCGUGUACAUUAUAACGAAAGCAGAAUUGCAAAGAAGUACAAUCACUGUAACACUGGCAGAGCACAAAGUUCUUGGUUUUCCAGUUGGAAUAAUUGAUAAAAAGUAUCCGAGAAAUGCAUUCCUUUUCAAUUUGUGUUUUAUAUGUGAUAGCAGUUCCAGAACUGUACACUAUGAACCUGUAGUCACAAAGUUAGCAGAGUAUCUAACUGCUAUGGAGAUAGAGAGUAGCUUUUUAUCAACAGGCGCCUCUAAAUUGAAACCUAUAUUGAAGCAAGUAUUGGAGGAACUAAACACUAAAGGUGAAUGUGCCCUCAGUCAAGGCCCCAUUGCUACUCAUUUAAAAGUUGUCCGUAUACGUAAUGAUCCCCUACCAGUUGCUGAUCAUCAGGUUCCUAUAUUGAUCAAAGAAUUACCUGAACAACAGUGGGAUUUAACCACUCAACAAGUAACAACAUAUAUCGAUGGAUUCAAUCAUAUAUCAAGAAUUGCAACAUUAUCAAACGUUGAUACCAGUCUGGUUAAAGCUUGUGUUCAAAAUUUGAUAUAUUACGGUGUCGUUGCUCUUGUCCCACUAUUUCAAUAUGGAAAUGUUUAUUGUACAACGCCUAAGUUGAAGCUAUUGGCACAAAAAUUCGAUCUACAGGAGAGAUGCCUUAAGUACGUUGCGUGCAGCCAACGUUCGCUUCCAAAUUUAAGGGAUAUUUUCAGAAUAUAUGCAGCCAUGACUAGAGGAACAACAGUGAAAGACUUAUGCUUGAGAUUCAAUCCUCCCAACUUGAAGAUAAAUGAGAGAAAAUUGGUUCAAUUUGGAAUAUUGGAGGGGCUUAUUAGAAGGGUGCAUAAAUAUCCUGUCCAUCUGGGAGAUCACCCGGAUUUACAGAGGUCUUUGUCAGGCGCUUGUAGCUUGGAUGAAAUUUGUUGUUCAACGAAUAUAAAUACACAAAGGUUGGAGGAUCAGUUGGAGCGUGAUCAUAAUGUUCUACUCUUGUGGAAAUGAGACUCUCAGUGGAAAUGUUCGGUAGUGCAAGCAUGUUAGUAGAUGUGAAAAUAUAAGCAAUUUUACGAGAUUUAAUCAUAUUGUGAUUUUAUUUAUUUUUAAUUGCCAUUGAUUUUGAAAUAUAUCUAUUUUUACACUGUAUU
Messenger RNA from Coccinella septempunctata (seven-spotted ladybird), 1385 nucleotides. It is a transcript of the gene Nprl2, whose product is annotated as GATOR complex protein NPRL2. The record is from RefSeq and is a predicted model, not a curated record. The transcript is spliced from 5 exons. Gene Ontology annotation, molecular function: GTPase activator activity. Gene Ontology annotation, biological process: positive regulation of autophagy; negative regulation of TORC1 signaling; cellular response to amino acid starvation. Gene Ontology annotation, cellular component: GATOR1 complex; vacuolar membrane. The coding region runs from base 85 to 1242 and encodes 385 amino acids. NCBI's taxonomy places the organism in Eukaryota, Metazoa, Arthropoda, Insecta, Coleoptera, Coccinellidae.